CCGCCACAAACAGCGCCCUCCAGUCUCAACGUCGUUCCGGCUCGUUGAGGCUCUGUUGGUUUUUCCUCGCAACGACGUGAACUCUGCCACACUUGCAUCUGUCCUUUGCCGUAUCCCGCAUCCCGCGGCCACCACCACCACCACCACCACCACCACCACCACCACAACUCUGCAAGUGGGCUCCCGCGUGGCUUAACCUCGACCUGCCUGGAAAUUCACAGAAACAUCGGAUCAACGCAUCUUUCGCACAAAUCAGCCACAACCAUGUCGACCUUCCGUCGGGUCGACGCCCGCCCCCAGGACCCUCCAAUCCCAGGAAAAGAAUACUACCCAAACCAACCAAAAUCCCUCGCCGGCAUCGCCCUCCGCGCCUUCCUCCUCGGCACAACCUUCACCCUCGGCCUCCUCUCCCUCUCCCUCCUCCUCCUAAGGACCUCAUCUCCCCUCUGGCGCCUCCCCUUCUUCCUCUCUGCCCUCUCCCUCUUCCACUUUCUCGAAUUCUACACAACGGCAGCCUACAACACCCCGCAAGCAACAGUCCAUGCCUACCUCCUAACAGCAAACUGGCCCGCCUACGCAAUCGCCCACGCCACAGCCUUUCUAGAGUGUCUCCUCACAAACCUCGUCUUUCCCAAUAGCGUCUGGGCGCCCUUCGGCCUCCGCACCUUCCUGCUCAUCACAGGUUUGCUUCUGGUCGGGCUGGGCCAGACGGUCCGCUCCGCGGCCAUGGUCACGGCGGGCCAGAGCUUCAACCACACCAUUCAGCACUACCGCGCAGAGUCCCACACCCUCGUCACGGGCGGCGUGUACGCCUACUUUCGGCACCCUUCGUACUUUGGCUUCUUCUGGUGGGCCAUUGGCACGCAGCUCGUCAUGGGGAACGUGGUGUCCCUGGUGGCGUACGCCGUCGUGCUGUGGUACUUCUUCUCAAAGAGGAUACGACACGAGGAGGAGCUGUUGGUCAGGUUCUUUGGACAGGAUUAUGAAGACUAUCGCAAGCGUGUCGGGACCAUGAUUCCCUUUUGCGGGUAGCAUGAACUCCGUUCUGUGAUAGUUGGUCUUUUGGCGCGCAAAUAGAAAGCAGACAAGAUGCUGUUGAGCCAAAUGGCAAGUGUUGUGUUUUGUCUAAAACCCAGAGAUCAUAGUGUACAUAGAAAAAAUUACCAGGCCAACGCCGUGCCCCAUUAAACGUAUGUUCUCGCUGGUUACGAGCUUGCAACCGAGUUCCAGGCCAUUU
This is a messenger RNA of Colletotrichum acutatum, 1237 nucleotides long. Its product is annotated as isoprenylcysteine carboxyl methyltransferase. Gene Ontology annotation, molecular function: protein C-terminal S-isoprenylcysteine carboxyl O-methyltransferase activity. Gene Ontology annotation, biological process: C-terminal protein methylation. Lineage: Eukaryota; Fungi; Ascomycota; Sordariomycetes; Glomerellales; Glomerellaceae. The record is from RefSeq and is a predicted model, not a curated record. The transcript is spliced from 2 exons. Gene Ontology annotation, cellular component: membrane; endoplasmic reticulum. Bases 265 to 1032 code for a protein of 255 amino acids.